AUGACCAGCAGCUCCGGGUCGUACUCGCUUUCCAGCAUCAACCCGAAGCUCUUGCGCAGAAUAUACCGGGCAUGCCGCCCCACCAUGGAGGAGCCCAACCUCGCACUCAACUUGGAGAUCUGCGACUACGUCAAUGCCAAGCAGGGCUCGGCGCCGCGCGAAACGGCCAUUGCCAUCGUCAAGUUGAUCAACCAGCGCGACCCGCAGACGUCGGAGUUGGCGCUCCAUUUGUUGGACAACCUCGUCAAGAACUGCGGGUUCCCGUUCCAGUUGCAGAUCUCGCGCAAGGAGUUCUUGAACGAGUUGGUCAAGAAGUUCCCCGAGCGGCCCACGUUGCGCUACAGCCGCGUGCAGCGCAUGAUCUUGGCGCACAUCGAGGAGUGGUACCAGACCAUCUGCAAGACGUCGCGCUAUAAGGACGAGUUCGGGUACAUCCGCGACAUGCACCGGUUGUUGGCCAACAAGGGCUACGUGUUCCCGGAGGUCAAGGUGGAGGACGCGGCGGUGUUGAACCCCUCGGCCGCCAUCCAGUCGCUCGAGGACAUCCAGAAGGAAGAGGCCGUGGUGCACAGCGCCAAGUUGCAGGAGUUGAUCCGCCGGGGCAAGCCGCAGGACCUCCAGGAGGCCAACCGCUUGAUGAAGAUCAUGGCCGGCUUCCGGGACGACCACGUGCAGGAGAACCGCAAGCAGGUCGAGGACGACGUGGCGCGCUUGAGGCGCAAGGCCGACAUCUUCGCGGACAUGUUGGCGUCCAUCGAGGCGUCCGGCGCGGCCAUCGACGAUUCCGCCGACACCGUGCACGAGUUGUACGGCGCGGUCAAGUCCGCGCAGCCCAUCGUGGGCAAGAUCAUCGAGGAGGAGCACGACAACGACGCCUACGUGCACGACUUGCUCGCCUUGAACGACGCCAUCAACCAACUGGUGGCGAAGUACCAGCGCAUGCGCGGCCGUGCCGCCGACGCCGCGCCGCCCGCGGCCGACCUGAACUUGAUUGAUUUCGACGACGAGCCCCUCAGCGCCGACGCCUCGGGCAAGGACGAGCAGGGCUACCAGGACUUGUUGAGCGACUUGUCCAACUUGGCGUUCACGGACUCCGCGGCGCCGCUGAACCCGCUCGACUUGUUCGGCGCGGGCGGCUCCAUCCAGCUCGGCGCGCCGCUCCACCAGCCGGUGCCCACGCCGGCGGGCCAGGGCGCGGGAGGCACGCCGGACUUGUUGGCCGGCCUCGCGUCGCCGUCGCCGCAGCUCCAGCUGAACUUGCCGGGGGCCCAGCUGAACGUGCCAGGGGCCCAGCCGAACGCCGCGGCCAACGGCUCGCAGUUGGAUCCGUUUGGAUUCAGCUUCCCCACCGCCACGCCGGCACAGGUGCACCAGGCGCCCGCCGGCACGGCCCGCCCCGCGGCCGUGGUGCACGAGACCGCCGGCGUCAAGUUGGAGGCCGCCACGCUCGCGGACUCGACGGCCACGCGCCACCACGGAGUGUUCUACGUGAGCAACAAGGCCGCCGUGCCCAAGACCAGCGUCAGGUUGAUGGUGGCCGCUGCCAAGGGCUGCAGGUUGGACUUGCGCCCGCAGAGCGGCGACUCCGUGUACGCGUUCAGCGAGCGUGGCCUCUCGCAGGAGUAUGUCGUGGAGAACCCCGCGGCCAAGCCGUUGCGGUUCAAGUGGAAGCUUGAGUACAAGGUUGGAGGGCAGGACGAGGCCGAGCAGGGCGUGGUGAGCUUGGAGCAGUGA
This is a messenger RNA of Metschnikowia bicuspidata var. bicuspidata NRRL YB-4993, 1734 nucleotides long. It is a transcript of the gene GGA2, whose product is annotated as phosphatidylinositol 4-phosphate-binding protein. Gene Ontology annotation, cellular component: trans-Golgi network. The coding region runs from base 1 to 1734 and encodes 577 amino acids. Gene Ontology annotation, biological process: Golgi to vacuole transport; protein transport to vacuole involved in ubiquitin-dependent protein catabolic process via the multivesicular body sorting pathway; Golgi to endosome transport. Lineage: Eukaryota; Fungi; Ascomycota; Pichiomycetes; Serinales; Metschnikowiaceae. The transcript is spliced from 2 exons. Gene Ontology annotation, molecular function: ubiquitin binding; phosphatidylinositol binding. The record is from RefSeq and is a predicted model, not a curated record.